Messenger RNA from Oryza sativa Japonica Group (Japanese rice), 2893 nucleotides. RefSeq names its product serine/threonine-protein kinase OXI1. Gene Ontology annotation, molecular function: ATP binding; protein serine/threonine kinase activity. Lineage: Eukaryota; Viridiplantae; Streptophyta; Magnoliopsida; Poales; Poaceae. The record is from RefSeq and is a predicted model, not a curated record. Gene Ontology annotation, cellular component: nucleus; plasma membrane; cytoplasm. Gene Ontology annotation, biological process: protein phosphorylation.
UUUUUGACAGGUAGAGACGAUAAAUUCACCAUUUCUAUCAUGUGAAAUCAUUCAGCAGGGGGAACAGCUAUUUCCUGUCACUCCCAGCUGUCAAGGUAAUCCACACUUCCAGAGCAACCGGGGUGACAAUGAAGCAAAUUUUUCCUGUGUUCUUUUUGUCUGAACUAAAUCUAUUUGCAGUGUGCUGAUUCUUAUCAUGCCUACUGCUGGGGCUUCAACUGGAAAAGGUUGAGAAUCAGCAUCGGUCGCCAAUUAACCAUUCAGAAAUCAGAAGAGUAGCAAGUACCGUGUGGAAUCUCCCUUUCAUGCUGGAAUCAGGUUCUUAUUCUGUUCAUCCACCGGUUUUAUCACAACUUGCUAAAGUAUCAGUAGCCCUGCAGAUUCUUGCUACCAGUCACACCUCACUUACUGACGUAAACAGCAGAAUAUUUCCUGUGUAUUGACCUCAAUUCAGCAAAUUGCACUGGAUGCAACCGAUGCAAUGCAAAGGCUGUGAAAUGCGCUUAGAUACGGUGCAGCAUUACAUCAGAGUAUCAACUUGUGAUUGUGCUCCAUGGACACUCAAACUUACCACUGAAAUAUCUAUGUUUUUACUGGAUCUUUUUUUUGGUAGUACACGCAAUCUGUCAUGAACAGUAUAUAGGGUUCCAAUCCAAUCUAGCGAUGUGAAUGUGAUGAGCUACAGAGAAAGAAAGUACUAGGACUUUGCACGUGAGUUGCGUUUCAGGGGAUUCAGAUUGAUAUGCCACUACAAUGGCGAGCCUAGAGCUCUGUAUUUUUCCCCCCUUUUUCACGAGAAUUAGGUGAACUUUUCUAAGUUAUUUCGUCGGUUUACUACUACUCCAGUCUAUUUUGUGUUGGCUUUCCUGUUCGGUGUUGAUGACAGCUCACUGUACAUGAUCAAAUCUGAUUAACCUGCCUUUCACACCACACGUGAAUUAGUUCAGGAAUUUUCUAGACGGAAGCUACAGUUAUGUUGCAUGUUGCUGUUGCUAACUUGAUUUUUUUUCUUCUAUUGCUCAGGCAUUAAUACACGGAUUAUUGUAGCUUUGCCUCUUCAUAAGCUUCCAUUUGAAGUUAAUUACGGUGAUUAGCUUGAGGCUAUAAACGAAGCCAACCCAGACGAAUUAGCUCACACCUAAACCUCAAACCCUCCAAAUAUAAUUAAUAUAGUUCGCGUCGCUUCUUCUUCCCGCGCGCUUCUCGCGAUCGCGCGCCCAUGGUGAGCAUGCCGCCUUCGCUGCCGCCGCUGCCGCUGCCGCCGCAGCUGAGCCUCGCCGACCUCAAGGCCCUCUCCGUGCUCGGCCGCGGCGCCAGGGGCGUCGUCUUCCACGUCGUGCCCGCCGGCGGCGCCGCCGCGGCGGUGUCGGCGACGGCGGACGAGGAUCCCAUGGCGCUCAAGGCCAUCUCCCGCGCCGCGGCGAGGCACAAGUGCGCGGAGGUCGCCGGCGGUCCGGGCGGCGACGGGCACCGGAGGAUCUGGUUCGAGCGGGACGUGCUGCUCGCGCUCCGCCACCCGCUGCUCCCCUCCCUCCGCGGCGUCGUGGCCACGGACAGCGUCGUCGGGUUCGCCAUCGACCGGUGCGCCGGCGGCGACCUGAACGCGCUGCGGCGCCGCCAGGCCGGGAGGGUGUUCUCCGUCGCCGCGAUACGGUUCUACGCCGCGGAGCUGGUGCUCGCGCUCGAGCACCUCCACGGCCUCGGCGUCGUGUACCGCGACCUCAAGCCGGAGAACGUCCUCAUCCAGGACUCCGGCCACAUCAUGCUCGUCGACUUCGACCUCUCCACCACGCUCCCGCCGCCGCCACCUCCUCCGCCGCCCGACACGGCUCCGCCGCCACAAACCGCGCGCUCCCGCGGCGGGCGGCGCGACAGCACGAAGGCCGCCGCGGCCGUCUUCGGGUGCUUCUCCUCGCGCCGCGCCGCGGCGUCACGGCCGUCGCCGUCGUCGUCCUCGUCGUCCCGGUCCCCGCCGUCCACGUCCAGGACGGCCUCGUCCUCCUCGUCGUCCACGCGCUGCUCGUCGGCGGCGGCGAAGUCGAACUCGUUCGUGGGGACGGAGGACUACGUGGCGCCGGAGAUCGUGGCCGGGAGCGGGCACGACCACGCCGUCGACUGGUGGGGCCUCGGCGUGGUGCUCUACGAGAUGCUGUACGGGCGCACGCCGUUCCGGGGGCGGAGCCGGCGGGAGACGUUCCACCGCGUCCUCGCCGCGCGGCCGGACAUGCCCGGCGAGCCGACGCCGCUGCGCGACCUCAUCGGACUCCUCCUGGAGAAGGACCCGGGCAGGCGGCUCGGCGCGCACGGCGUGAAGCGGCACGCCUUCUUCCGCGGCGUGGACUGGGACCGCGUCCUCCACGUGGCGCGGCCGCCGUUCAUCCCGACGCCCGACGACGACGACGCGGGCGCCGCCGCCGAGGCGCUCGACGUGGAGAAGGUGCUGCACGAGGCGUUCGCUGCGUCGACCGCCGCCGCCGCCGGCGAGACGGCGGCCGUAGAGACGGCCGCGCCGGAGGCCGGCAGUGACAGAGGGAGAGAUGAAGAUUUCUCCGUAUUUUUUUGACUUCUAACGUAUGAAUAUUUUCUUCGAAACCGAAAUGCAAGCAUAGCAUAUGGAUACCCUUUUCUUUCACUCCCUUUUGUAAAUUAAAUAUAAGUUUUAUACAAAAAACAAUACAACUUGAUGGUACUGUAAAUAAAUGCAGGAGAAAUGUACUGAGAGUAAGAUUUGUUUGGUUCAAUUUUCGUAGGAAUUGAGAGAAUUUUCUCUUGUCUUAUCAUACUGGUUGGUGUAACCGGAGCAUCAUUCAGUUCAGUUUGGUUGGUUGUGUUCGAGCUGAUCGUCUUGUAAUCCAGCCACAACUACAUUAAUAUUUGAUGGCCACUGCUUUCC